Molecule: messenger RNA, 1330 nt
Organism: Parus major (Great Tit)
Lineage: Eukaryota; Metazoa; Chordata; Aves; Passeriformes; Paridae
Product: histone H1.11L-like
Exons: 1
Coding region: 1-633 (210 amino acids)
Biological process (GO): nucleosome assembly
Cellular component (GO): nucleosome
Molecular function (GO): structural constituent of chromatin; DNA binding
Source: RefSeq, a predicted model, not a curated record
AUGUCCGAGAGCGCGCCCGCUCCCGCUGCUGAGGCAGCGCCCGCCGCCCCGGCCCCCGCCGCCAAGGCCGCCGCCAAGAAGCCGAAGAAGGCGGCGAGCGGCUCCAAAGCCCGCAAGCCCGCGGGGCCCAGCGUCACCGAGCUCAUCACCAAGGCCGUGUCCGCCUCCAAGGAGCGCAAGGGGCUCUCCCUCGCCGCGCUCAAGAAGGCGCUGGCCGCCGGCGGCUACGAUGUGGAGAAGAACAACAGCCGCAUCAAGCUGGGGCUCAAGAGCCUCGUCAGCAAGGGCACCCUGGUGCAGACCAAGGGCACCGGCGCCUCCGGCUCCUUCCGCAUCAGCAAGAAACCCGGGGAAGCAAAAGAAAAGGCUUCUAUGAAGGAAAAAACCAAGCCCAGGAAGCCGGCGGCAAAGAAGCCUGCCAGCGCUGCCAAGAAGGCGGUGACAGCUAAGAAGAGCCCCAAGAAAGUUAAGCCGGUAGCCAGGAAAGCAGCGAAGAGUCCCAAGAAGGCGACAAAGGCUGUCAAGCCCAAGAAAGCGGUGGUAGCAGCGAAGAGCCCGGCUAAAGCAAAGGUGGUGAAGCCGAAGUCAGCCAAGCCGAAAGCUGCUAAGGCGAAGGCAGCGCCCAAGAAGUAAGCUCCUCCCUGAGGAAGCCUUGCUCCGCAGUUAAACCCAACGGCUCUGUUAAGAGCCACCCACUCUUUCUUAAACGAGCUGAAAUGCUGUGGCUGCCGCUGUUUUAGGGCGGUUUAAGCAGAGAGGUGUAUGGGGGGGAAACGGCUGUCUGCUCGUCGAUGUGCUGUUUGAGCUCGGGAACAGCUCGAGGGGCGCUUGAAUUGGUAGGGGCGGGGAGCAGCUCCCUGGUGGCUUUCAAAAUGCCCACAGGGCACAGGGACUGGUUGCGGAAGGGCUGAGCUGCUUCCUGGGACCGCUUCAGCCCCGCCCCAGAGCGAAGGAAGGCGGUGUGAGACUGGUGAUUUGUGUGCACGGAGCUCCGUCUCGAAUUGCUUGUUAAAAUGUUAGGCAAGUGUUUUAAAAACCGUCGUGGGUUUUUGUCACCUUAAUGAAAUCCAAGCCCUUUUUCUGAAAUUGUAGGUGGCUCUUAAAAGAGCCUUUGGGUUUCUCUUGCUGAAAGUCUGCAGCCUUGGUUGUUCGGUGCUCACUUGGCUUUAGCCUUGUGGCUGUCGGUCUUCUUGGGCAGCAGCACGGCCUGGAUGUUGGGCAGCACGCCGCCCUGCGCGAUGGUCACCUUGCCCAGCAGCUUGUUGAGCUCCUCGUCGUUGCGGAUGGCGAGCUGCAGGUGGCGGGGGAUGAUGCGCGUCUUCUUGUUGUC